AUGGAUUUUACACUUAUUGAUACCGUGCCUGUAUCAUUACAAGAAAUUUCGUUUUCAUCACAUUUAAUGAAACAAGAAGCAUCAUUUCUAUUUACACAAAUGGGUAAAGAGAUUAGCUAUCGUUUAAAACUUGAAAGUGGUUCUCAAGAUGUUUUAAUCGAUUUUUGUCGAACACAUUAUAUAGAUACCGAUGAACAAUUACGUAUGAUUGAUGAUUUUGCGAAAAACUAUCGUCCAAACAAAGCAUUACGAUGGUUAAUAAAUCAAUGCUUUAUUUCAAGAAUAUUAAAUCGUGUACUUCGCACUCGUGAACUUGAUAUUGUUUACAAACUAGGAUUUUUUCUUCGACAGACAGGUUUACAACUUCAUCGUUUAUAUGAAGAUAAUGCAUCAUUAAUGAAACAAAUUUCAGUUGUUUAUCGUGGUAAAACAUUAUCAUCGAAUGAGUUUGAUAGUUUAAUAAAAAAUAAUUGCGGUGGUCUUCUUUCAUUUCCUAGUUUUUUAAUAACUACAAUUAAUAAAGAUGUUUCCAUUGAUUUUGUUCAUCGUCGACUUGCGAUACAUCCUGAUAUGAUUGGUAUUAUUUUUGAAAUACAUAUUAAUGAUACGGUUGCUGAUAAAAAAAUCCAUUUGCCUUACUUAAAGAUAUAG
This is a messenger RNA of Adineta steineri, 651 nucleotides long. NCBI's taxonomy places the organism in Eukaryota, Metazoa, Rotifera, Eurotatoria, Adinetida, Adinetidae. The record is from the annotation of a GenBank genome assembly.